AGGCGGACUGAGCCUGAAGCCUUCUACCUUGAUGUCUUCUUCAAUGCGCAGCCAACAGCGCAUUAUGAUGCCAAUAAGAGGCACAAACCUUCCAAUGCAUUGGUCCCGACUAGCAUCGCCUAUGCUGGAGGUCAAGCGACCUUCGCUGUCGACAUGGGGUUAGACUUUGCGACGCGUCUCAUGAUCCUCAAAGGCAACUUUACCUCCAUCUCCCUUGCUAUCUACGGAGAGUUGGCCUCGGACCCUCCUCCGGCCACCUAUCCCGAGCCGAAACAACUGCCUUCAGUGGAACCGUCCCCUCUACUACCCUCCCUUGACCCGUCCAACUCCCCAGAUCCGACCUCACUCGCGAAGCAACUAUUGACCCUGAUUGACGAUGCCCCCCCUCUGCCCCUUCUCAUUCGGCUUAUGUUCUGCCUGAAGCCGUCAAAUGAGGAUUGGGAGAACCCUGACUUCCCUUACCUGUAUGCUGACCUGGAUUAUGCUGCAGAUGCACAGCACUUUGACCUACAGGAGGCGUACGCGGCCAUAGGACGACCUAUUGCAGACGAUACGUCGGCAGAAUCUUUUGUGCGUUUCGCAGAGAAGGUCGCAAGCUGCAUUGAGCAAAAGAACAGUGACCAGACAUACUACCUAUCCGGGAUCUUAGCUCGUGCUGCCUCACAACACCCAGCGCUUGCGCCUGCUCUCCUAGAGAGAGUUGAUCUAGAGACCAUUAUGGAGCCCUCUCACAUGGAUUCCAGCGUUCUCCAGCGCUUGUUGACAGCCUGUACCAAUCCAAUCAUCGCCGGCCACCUUCAGGCUGAUUGGUUCCUAUCUUUGCUCUCUGUGACCAUAUCCAAUCCUGCGGUCGAGUCCUCGACAAAAGCUAAUGCGAACAAACUCAAAGUACGGAUAUUAGGCUGGCCGAUCCUCGAAGACGCCCUCUCAAACACUCAAGCCGAUUUUAGUCUUGCGACCCAGCUACUGCGAGAGAUUGGGUGCGAGGAACAGUCCUUCGGCGUCUGGCUGGCAUGCGAAGUUAUGCACGAAGAUCUCCGGACGAAACUGGCGGAGAACUCGGUCAUGCCCUUUCCAUUGUUACACCCGCCCGCGUUGUUCCGGUCUGAGCUGGCAGCCGCAGGCGUGUCCCAUGACGAGUUCAUUGCUUUCCUUAGAGCAUAUCUCGGCGUAGCGUGUGUAUUGGCUGUGUUUGCGUGGUCCGACAGCCUUGGAAGUAAAGUGUGUAGGGAACGGACGCUGGCCGUGAUACGGCUUUGGCAGGAGGUAGAUGGGUAUCGGGAGAUAGUAAACCACCUCCUGCUUCUUCGCCAAAUGGUGUUUCGCCUCGAAUGCAACUUGAACAAUGACCCACCUACUUCUUCUGGCAUUUCAACGGAACGUAUCCUGCUUUCGCUCGCAUCAUACAACCCAGGAUCCAUGCUUUCGCCCGACAUGAUAAAAUGUUCCCUGAAUCUUCAGCACCCACUGUCUGCCAUAACAGAAGACGAACGGCUGACGAUGCGCAGACUUGCUAUCAUUGCAGAGGACGGGGCUCCAGCUGCAGUGGAGGUGCUAGGCCAGAGAUAUGAGUCGCCCAUGAAGAUGGAGGAUAUUCGUAGCAUACGGGUGAGCCUGACGAUCAUGGAGCGGGAGCUCGAAAAUGGCGUGGAAGGCGAGUGGCGAGCUCUAGAGGCUCUAUGGGGAGAGCGGCGACACGGUUUGGUUACAAUGCUAGCAGAAGCGCUGUCAGUUAUCAUCAGCGACAUCCGCAGCUUCUUUUCCUUACGCCCGCCCCCGGAGACGAGCCAGCAUGUCCUCGCCGAGCUCUUCGAGACGGCCCGUGACUUGUUAAAGGUUAUGGUGCGUCUUGUCCCAGCAUACCCGUUGCCGAGCCGACCGAUGUGCAUGCUCGUCGCGGACAUUGCGGACUUAUUCGUCUGUACGGAUUCUGCGGACAUGCUCUAUUCACAAGCGAGUCCCGCAUGUAUUGCUGCGCAGAGUAGCAGGCAAGCUUGCAUCGAUGCGGUCAGAACUCUAUGCCAACCAUCCGAGGGCACUCCUCUAACCCGUCAUGACGGCAAGUCGAACGCGUGCGUUGUACUCCGCACAUUGUUGGAACAUGGUCUACGAUGCGGGGACACGGAUCCUGCCUACCACAUCCUACAAGUCUUCUCUCUGAUCGACCACCUUCUCCCAUUCGCGGCUUCUCCGGGAGACGAAGGACAAGCAAUGUGGUUGCGGGAGGUACUUCCUAACGUCCUUUCUGAGCUGAAGGUAUUCUUCAGGGCGCUGGAUACGGACAACAGAGUGCACUUUGCCAAACGAUUGGCAAAUUUGGAUUCUGGAGUGCUGGGUAUCGGGGAGUGGCUGGUGUCAGAAGAACUGAGCUAUCUGGAGAACAUGAUGAAGGAGCUACAAGGCGGCAUUUCUGACGGAGGAAGGACUCCACGGACACAGUUCACACAUUGUCAGGUUUCUUCCUCGCUGAAAUUCGUUUGCGACCUGGUCGCAGCUGGGAACACUUCACCGUGGUGUCUGCAAUAUUUGACGACCGACCCGGUGGCUGUCGCUUCAUUGAAGACCAGCCUCUCUGCUCUGCUGGAUCUGUUCCACUGGUCCGAGUUUCUAAUCGGGAUUGGCCUUUCUUUGUCAGCUAAUUGGGCACGCAACUUCGAUCAAUCGCUUGGAGUUGUAAUUGUACAGAUACUGCUGCGAGAUCAAGAUGUUUCUCCCGGUAAUCAACGAGUAAUUUUGGAUCUUGCGUGGAACGUUCUCCAAGACGUUGAUCGUGCAGCAGUCGAUAGCGAGCGUGUGCGGGUCGAGCUUAGUUCACGGCUAGCUCAGAUGGCUCGUAGUCUCGAUCAAUCAUUGACCUUGGAGCCUGAGGAUCCGACUCCAGACCUCUUGUUAUCAAUCACGGAAUGGCUCAUCAAGCCGGUCUCCUCGAAUGAGUCCAAAGUAUGCCUGGAUUUAACGGCAAAUCACCUGUCAAAUAUACUUCAACGUAUUAAGGCUGGCAGUACUCAGAACAGGACUGCCAUCGUAGAGAACCUUGAAGGAUGGAUCAGUGUAUCCGGGGACGAAAAGCCGGUCUCGCUGCGCCCACUACCAGACCAUUUUAUACUCAGCGUCCACGACUUGGAAGGGCUUCUUCAGGACAGAAUGGAUGUCGACGUACCAUCUACACCUCCUCAGAAGCCACUAUCCCACUCGCAAGAUGUUUUCGGACUUGUCACGGUUUCACCACCUACUGCUCUGCUCCGCUCCCCUGCAGUGACAGGCCUGACGAAGACGUACGCAAAUAAUGAUUUCCGCCAAUUACGGCAGACACCGUCAGCGCGGCAAAACACAAGUCGUCUACCCAGCAUGCACGUUGAUGUAGGUGCUAUGGGCCCUCCUGAAGGCACGAUGCUGACGCUGAUCUAUUAUAGGAAUUCGAGCUGA
Messenger RNA from Gloeophyllum trabeum ATCC 11539, 3426 nucleotides. RefSeq lists its product as uncharacterized. The annotation marks the transcript as partial. The record is from RefSeq and is a predicted model, not a curated record. The transcript is spliced from 5 exons. NCBI's taxonomy places the organism in Eukaryota, Fungi, Basidiomycota, Agaricomycetes, Gloeophyllales, Gloeophyllaceae.